AUGCGCGUGGGCUACCUCGCGCUCAUCGCCUUCUGCGCCUUUGCUGUGCGCCGCGCCCUGCACAUUCCCCCAGACCCCUCCGUCUCAGACUUCGUAUCGGAGCACACGAGCAGCAAGUGGGCCGCAGCCGCACGAGCGCAAGCAGCAGCAGCAAGGGAGAAAGGCGGAGAGGGGGCGGGAGUAAGCCACGGGCUGGGAGCAGCGCUGGCAGCGGCAGCAGCAGAUGGCAUAGACGAGCAGUUACUCCAGCGGCAGCAGCGCUGGUCUGAGAAGCCCACAUCGCUGUGCUUCGGCCACGGCAAUCUCACGCUGCUCACUGUCGCACUGGACUUGCCCCAGGACUAUGUGGUGUUGAUGCGGCGCAACCGGCUGCUAUACUGUGCGCUCCAUGCAUGCAGAUACUGCGAGGUGGCUGUUAGCCUAGACUAUGUGCGCCCCCACGCCUGGUCCAAGGUGCGGGCCAUGCUGCUGGUGCUCUCCUUUGCAGACACAGUGGUGCACAUAGACGCGGAUGCGCUCAUCCUCAACCACACGCUCUCCUUCCACUCGCUGCUCGACCUUCCCACACCCUACAACACGUCGCGCAGCGAUGCUGUGUACACCAUGGGGUACCGGUAUGGCCGGUAUGCGGAGCCGAGGGCCGAGUCACAGGUCAACACAGGCGUGUAUGUCAUGCGCAGCACGGCUUGGAGCAAGUCGUUCCUGGAGGCGCAGUACCAGUUCUACCACUCAUCCAUCAGGCAGGAGUUCUGGGACCAUGACGCCAUUGACCUCUACCGCCUCAAGCACCCGGAGGAUUUCCAUGCCCACGUCAGCAUCAUCCCAUACAGGUACAUGAGUGUGCCGUGCAGCCACACGCAGAACGAGUACACGCCAGGGGACUUUAUAGUGCACUAUGCAGGCGGGCACAACAUUGGCAAAUAUGAGCGCCUCUCCAAGAUGUUCCUAGAGUAG
This is a messenger RNA of Closterium sp. NIES-65, 954 nucleotides long. The record is from the annotation of a GenBank genome assembly. NCBI's taxonomy places the organism in Eukaryota, Viridiplantae, Streptophyta, Zygnematophyceae, Desmidiales, Closteriaceae.